Messenger RNA from Drosophila hydei, 3299 nucleotides. RefSeq names its product U4/U6.U5 tri-snRNP-associated protein 1. Gene Ontology annotation, cellular component: U4/U6 x U5 tri-snRNP complex. Lineage: Eukaryota; Metazoa; Arthropoda; Insecta; Diptera; Drosophilidae. Gene Ontology annotation, biological process: mRNA cis splicing, via spliceosome; maturation of 5S rRNA. The transcript is spliced from 6 exons. The record is from RefSeq and is a predicted model, not a curated record. Bases 112 to 3090 code for a protein of 992 amino acids.
CAGACUCAUUGCUGCAGUGUUGGAAAAUUUGCAAAGCAUAACAAAAAAGAAUACAGCGAAAACGUUUAUAAAAUUUCUUAAGCUGACAAAAGUUUCAAUAAAUUAUUAAAAAUGGGUUCAUCGUCUGGAAAAAAACACAAAAAGGACAAGAAACACAGUCACCGCUCGCGUUCACGCGAACGACAACGUGCAACGGAUGAUGAUGUUACUCUGGAUCUCACGGACGACUCGACAUCGACGCGACACAGACACCACAAGCACAAGAAACACAAGGAGCAUCGACACAAGCAUCACAAGCAAAAGGAGCGUGAGCGACCUAGUGAGGUUAUAUCCCUGGAGGAGUCGGAUUCUGACAGUUCCGACUGUGUGGAGGUGCCGAUCGAACAAGUUGUUAAGGCGAAGGUGCGUGACUUGUCAGUGAAAGAGCGAGAGGCGCCUACUCGAGAAAGAGAGCCGUUGGUACGGGAUGCAUCUGGUCGCGAGGUAUUUGUCCGAGAGCGGGAACCAUCUGCACGAGAGAGGGAGCCGUAUGCACGAGAGCGAGAGCCAUCUGCACGAGAGCGGGAGCCGUCUGCACGAGAACGUGAGCCGUCUGCACGAGAACGUGAGCUAUCUGUUCGAGAGCGGGAAACACAUCUUCGAGAUCGCGAGCCACCUAGUCGAGAGCGUGAGCCAUCAGCGCGAGAACGAGAUCAUGAGAUAACAGCUCCGCCGCCACCGCAAAUAUCCAAGCAUUUGGACUAUGAGCGUGAGCGUCGACGAGAGCGUGAAAUAGAACGUGAGCGCGAAUCUCGUAAGCGAGCAAUAAAGGAGCGGGAACGUAUGCGUGGAAAUUCUCGCUCACAAUCACCAAUAGCCCCACAUCAAGUGCACCGCCAACGUUCCCAUUCACCCAAGGGAGACAACAGCGCUGGUCGUAAGCGUGGUAGGGAACGAGAGCCAGGUCGUGAACGUGAACGUGUGCGCUCACGUAGUCAUUCGCCUAUUCCGGAAAACGGAGCUGGGGAUGUGCUUUCCAUUGCAGAGACAAACAAGUUGCGUGCCAAGCUUGGCUUGAAGCCACUUGAAGUGGACGCGGGGCCAAGCAAGGCAGCGCCAUCUACCAGCAGCGAUAGUCAACAGGACAGCAAAAAAACUGGUGCCGAUCUCUCUUCAUACAAGGACGAAUGGGGCGAAUUCUUGCACAAGCCUGCCGAUAAUAUUAAAGAGAAAAAGGAGGCCGAAAAACUGCGUGAAAAGCUUAAGCAGCGGAAAGAGAAACGUUUCCUAGAAGAGCGCUUGGCACGCAUUCGCACACUCGGCGAAUCAGAUGAAGAAACGGACAAUGUGUCCAAAUGGGUUGAUCGCAACAAACGUGUCGUUAAUGAACGUGAGGAGGCACUGAGGAAGGCCAAAGAGCUAGAGGAACUUGAUGAGGCGUUCGGUGUUGCCGACAUAAUGGAGCAAGAGAAGCAGAAAGCUCGUCAACUGGCCUAUAAUGAUCGCAAUUUGAAGGGUUUGCGUGUCGAGCAUGAUAUGAAUGACUUUGGGGAGGGUCGAACAGUUAUAUUAACGCUCAAGGAUCAGGACGUGCUCAAUGAGGAAGAUGGCGACACUUUGGUCAAUGUCAACAUGCUUGAUGAUGAAAGAUACAAGAAAAAUGUAUCCAACAAAAAGCUUAACCCCCUUAGUUAUGGCUAUAAUGUAUAUGAAGAGCAAUACGAUGAGCUAGGCAAUCCAAUUGAACGAUCCAUACUUGAGAAAUACAAUGAGGAUCUCGAGGGUAAGCCCCAGAAGCGAAAGAACUUUGUAAUUGGAGAAAACGUUGAAGAGGAACGUGAGCACAGGCGCAAGCUGUUGGAAAUCAAGACAAAACUAGCUGGAAAACGCUUGGAAACGUUGGAGGAUACGAAUCUGAAAUUGGCAUCAGAUACAUUCAGUGUUCAGGAGCUUGCGACAUUUAAGAAGCCAAAGAAAAAAAUCAAGAAAUUGCGUCAGAAGCUAAAAGCGGAGGAUUUGGAACCAAUCGAUGAGUUACCGGGCUCCUCAAAUUUGGGCAGUCGUAGUAGAAGCCACCGUGAUGCUAAUGAAGAUGUUAGCAUGACAGAUGAGGUAAAGGCAGAAAUCAAGCUGGAAAAUGACGACGAUGAUUUGGAGCGUGUGCUGUCGAAGGCUCGCAAGCUUAAGCAAAAGGAAAACCUCAUACAAAAGUCUCUCCCCAUCGAUGUAGCCUCUAUUACGCACAACGUUAAGCCAGAGCCAGUUGAUGAGACUAGCGCCGCUGGCGAAAUGGUGCUUGGCACUGCCGACAGUAAUAUUGUGCUCAAUGCCACCGCAGAGUUUUGUCGUACGCUGGGUGAUAUUCCCACCUAUGGUAUGGCUGGUAAUCGUAAUGAGGAUUCCAAUGAUAUGAUGGACUUCGACAGAGACGAAGCUUUGGAUGAGCACAUGGAUACGAAUAUGGAUGAGCCUGCGUUAAGUCAUGGCACAUGGAAUUCGGUAAAUCCCGACGAAGUAAUGCAGCCCGCUGAUUUAGAUAAUUUAGGCGAUGAUGUCGAAGAGCGGGCUAUCUUAGAUGAGGAGCCUGAUGUGGGCGCUGGUGUGGCAAAUGCGCUGCGUUUGGCCUUAUCGAAGGGUUAUUUGGAAAAGGAGGAGAAGAAUCGACCUAGUAAUACGAAAAUGGCGCAUCUUCAGGCAAAGAACUACUCCAUUGAAGAUAAAGCUGCUGGUGAGGAUGACAAGAUCGGACGUCGAGAUCGUUUUCACGCUGGUCCUAUUAUGGACUUCAAGGACAAAGAAACAUUCAAACCCAAUGUCAAACUUGAUUAUAUUGAUGACAAUGGUCGAAUCCUGAACCUCAAAGAGGCUUUCCGCUAUUUGUCGCACAAGUUCCAUGGCAAGGGACCAGGAAAGAACAAGAUUGAGAAGCGUCUCAAAAAAAUGGAGCAAGAUGGCUUAAUGAAAACCAUGAGUUCCACGGACACGCCAUUGUGCACAUUAACUAUGCUGCAGCAGAAACAGAAGGAAACUAAGACGCCCUAUGUGGUGCUUAGUGGUAGUAAUAAAACCACCGCCGGCGUUAGCGGCGCCUCAAUAUCUAAGUUUAAGUAAACUGUUGGAUUCUGUUCCAACACUGACUACAACCAAAUGCAAUAGUAACUUCCAAAAUCACAACCUAAAUGCUUAUUGUAGUUGAUACACACAUAAGUUAGAUUUCAGACCCAUACAAUACACUUAACUACCCAACUUGCUUCACAUUCAAUAAAGCCUAACACUUUACUAAAGUACAAUAUAAACUUAUAUUCUUAAACGAAACUCAA